ACAAGAAUUGGAUACACUACAUCAAUCACCACAUGGUAGCCUACUUCUUGCAUUCCAAGUACGCUGGUUUCUGAGUAUGAAAACGGAGUCGAGCGUGAAGUAGUGGAGGAUGUAUCCACAAGUGGUGGUGAAACAAUUCACAUGCUCUCAUCAACUCCCAAAAAUACCACGUGUGGAUUCUCAGACAGGUUUUGGACCUUCUCGUACAAGAGACAUAGAUGAAACAGUCACUGAAAAGCUCACAUGCAACACAAAAAAGGACAAAUUCAAGCUGAACUAUUGUACUGCAGGCAUUUUAGCAGGAGUAUGGCCGUGUGGUACAGUGACUAUGGUUGGGGAGCUCUUUGGAAGCGAGUCACUAUCUCAAGUAUACGGAUUUCUCUUCUCUUACAUGCAUCAAAAUGAAGACAGUGUCAGAGCAAUGGCUAAUAUCCAGCUAUCCCAACAGUGCUCCUCUUGGCUAUACUAACGGACGAGACUGGACAGUUUGGGGACUGGAGUAUGACCUGCUCGUUCGAGCGUUGCUGGGUACCUCAGAGGCAUCAAGACAAUCUACGUUUUCUCAAGCAAAAUUUAAUUGAGUUACGAGUUGGGGCCUAGAAUCAGAGAAGUCCAGCAGCCUGCUAAAUUUUUUUGAAAUGUAAUUUGAAGGCAUUCAAUCAUCCUGAAGUUGCCCUGGGUCACUGUAAUUGUGCUGCAGCACAACUGGCAACUCCCCAGGCCCUUGUGAAGAAGCUCCCUAUGUGCAUCUUUUGUGUACUCACUCUGUGCAUUUUCUGUGUACAAAUUUCGAUUAUAAAUAUUUUUGCCGAA
Halichondria panicea is the source of this 813-nucleotide messenger RNA. RefSeq lists its product as uncharacterized. NCBI's taxonomy places the organism in Eukaryota, Metazoa, Porifera, Demospongiae, Suberitida, Halichondriidae. The transcript is spliced from 5 exons. The coding region runs from base 110 to 469 and encodes 119 amino acids. The record is from RefSeq and is a predicted model, not a curated record.